This is a messenger RNA of Salpingoeca rosetta, 4260 nucleotides long. RefSeq lists its product as uncharacterized. The coding region runs from base 1 to 4260 and encodes 1419 amino acids. Gene Ontology annotation, molecular function: protein binding. Lineage: Eukaryota; Choanoflagellata; Craspedida; Salpingoecidae. The record is from RefSeq and is a predicted model, not a curated record. The transcript is spliced from 14 exons.
AUGAUGUGGCAGGUGGCAGCUGUCCUUGUGGUUGCGGUGGCCACCACCACACUAUUCCCGACUGCACGAGCGUUCUGCUGGGCUUCGUGUGAUGUUGGGGAAUACUGCGAUUUCAUGAGUUGCCGCCAAUGCCCACCAGGCAGAGUGCAGCCUAAGAACAACCACUUGGACGAGUCGUGCGACACCUGCCAGUCUGGAAAGUACCAAGACAGACCAGGCCAAGCAACGUGCAAGCCGUGGAGCAAGUGUGAUGCGGGUACCUUCUACAGACAAGGAACGAACACGCUCGACACAACGUGUCUGCCUUGCUUGCCUGGGACAUACCAAAAUAAGCUUGAGCACACAGAUUCAACAUGUGAAACGUGCCCGUUUGGCAAGUACCAAAACAACUUUGGUCAAUCAGGGUGCAAGAGUUGGAGCAGCUGCGGCGCAGGUGAAAGGUGGAUUGUGGGCUUGACCGUCAGUGAUGCGAGCUGCACAGACUGCAGCGACGGCAUGUUUCAAGACAGCACGAGCCAUCAGUCGCCGACUUGUCGUCCGUGGCAGCCAUGUCCCGAGGGCAAGUUUGUGUCUUCACUGCCCACGAUAACAACCGACAGAGUGUGCAUGAGCUGUGCUGCUGGGUCGUUUUCGAACGACAGAAACCAAGACACCUGCACAGUGUGCCCCACGGGCAAGUUCCAGGAUGCUGCUGGCCAGAGGGGCUGCAAUCUGUGUCCAAUUGGCACCUACGCGAGUCAACCCCGUACGAUUGAGUGCCGCACUUGCGCCACUGGCAAAUACGCGAACGAAACAGGCCUGAGCAAGUGCAAGACGUGCUCAUCGUGCCCGACGGGUCUCUCGCCUUCACCCGCGUGCUCCCCCACCACCGACACAGUCUGCAAAGAUACGACACCACCUGUGAUAACUGCCCGUCGCCCAGAUUCUGGCAGCGUUAUCGAGGGGCCGGCAUAUGUGUACACGGUUGUGCAGCACAUGAAAUUUCAGCCCCCAGUCGUCACCGCGACAGACACAUACAGCAACGCCACAAUUGUUGAGCCAUCGUACGACUCUGUGUCCACUGCCUUCGUUGGCUCAACCCAGGCGCUCGCGUACACGGCCAUGGACGAGGCUGGCAAUCAAGCCAGCAUCUCCAUCACCGUCAACGUCAUCGACGAUAAUGCACCACAACUCGUCUUCUCACCAGCAACGCUGCACCUGGAGGCUGGCCUGACACCAACGGCUGAGGACUACACGCGUGGCGUCACCGUUCUUGCCACCGAUGCCGUGCUCAACAGUUCUCGACUCGUGUACGACCCCGCCAGCGUGAGUGUGCAGCAACUUGGAAACUACACUGUGCUGUACGAGCUGUUGUGGGCAGAGGACUCUUCAGCACAGUCCGUCCGCAAUGUCAUUGUCGCCGACACCACCAAACCUGACCUGCGGGUUGACUUUGGUCUUCGAGAGGUGCAUGCAGGCAACGAAGUCUGGCACGAGGCCGCCAUCACGUUCGUGUACCCCGUUGUAACUGCCUCAGACUCCUUUGACACCACCAUCAACUCCUCCAGCGUCAUCUCUGCAGAGUUCCCGCGGUUCAGGCCAUUCGUGGAGGACGACACCACGUUUGCGUUUACGUAUGCAGUCUCCGACGCGUCAGAUAAUCUGGCCACCGUGACAUAUGUGGUGCGGGUCGUGGACACGAUGGCGCCCACUGUCACCAUCACUGGCGACCCAUCUGUGACGCACGAGGCUGGGACGGAAUACGUGGACGCUGGAGCAACGGCAUCAGACCUGCUUGAGGAUGCGCUUGAGCGGACCAUCGACAUCACCACCCUCAACACCGUCGACGUGUACCCGGCGUCGGUACCGGCUGUGUUCACGGUGGAGUACACGGCAUGCGAUAAGGCGGGCAACUGCAACAACGCAUCACGUGCGGUGACAGUGGUGGACACGCAGCCACCCACGAUUGAGCUGGUUGGACCGUCCCAGCUGCAGGUUGAGGCCGGCAGCGAGCUCGCUGACAUCGACCCGGGCGCGCACGUGUCUGACGCGUACAACGCACCGUCACAGCUGCGCCUGAGCAUUGAUGACGGCGGGUAUGCGGCGCAGCCAGCAAGCGUCCCCGCCACAUUCAACAUCACAUACACCGUGAGCGACACGUCAAACCACACGGCCAGCAUCACGCGGGAGAUCACGGUGAUUGACACGACGCCGCCAGACGUCCGCCUCAAUGGCGCGCUGGACACGGUUGUUGGCGACGGUGUGGGCUGGGUAGAGCCGGGCAUUGCGAGUGCGUACGACAAUGCAGAUGGUGAUGUGCGGCCGCGUGUGGAGGUGAGAGUGGUGGCGCAGACGGUGGGCACUGCUGCAGCCGCGAGCAGCUGCGUGUACUCGUCUGCGCGUGACUUUGUGCCGAGCGUGGCACCACGGGUGUGGCCUUCGCCUGCGCUGGACGCGGUUGAAGCCAGUGCACCGAGCGGCACCGUGUACCGCAUCAACUACACGGUGACGGAUGCGUCCGACAACGUGGCGCACGUGGAGCGGGUGGUGCGCGUUGUGGAUGGGAGUGCGCCGACAAUGCAGCUUGUUGGUGAGCAGCUUGUGCAGCUUGAGUUUGGCGGUGGCAGCAGCAGUGGUGGUGGUGAUGGUGAGGAAGGUGCAGGUGAAGAUGGUAGCGGUGCGUUUGCUGAUCCUGGGGUGACGGCGCACGAUGCGCACGAUGGGGAUGUGAGUGGGAAUGUGUGCGUGAACGUGAGUGUGGUGACGGCGAAUGCGACGGGUGUGCUUGCAGUGGGGAGCGUGGCUGAUGUUGCCGCGUAUGCUGUCACCCAUGUAGUGCAGCAGCAGGAGAAGCAGGAGGAGCAGCAGGAUGAUGAUGGUGAUGGUGGUGGGGGUGGUGGGGGUGGUGAGGGUGGUGAGGGUGUUGUGGGGCUUGGGGGUGCAGUGGCGUGGGCAGAGGUGGGCACGGUGUAUGUGAUGCAGUACAGCGUGCAGGACCGGGCGGGCCACGCGGCUGCUGUUGUGCGUCGGGCGGUGGUGGUGGUGGACACGACGCCGCCCGAGGUGACGCUGUAUGGCGCGGAGGAGGUGCACGUGCCGUAUGCGACACGAUAUGUGGAGGCUGGGUACAGCGCACAGGAUGUGCACGACGGCAAUGUGACGUCGCGUGUGGUGGUGCGCGGGGCCGAUGCGAUUGACGUGCACGUGGCGGGGGCGUACGAGAUUGAGUACGCGGUGAGCGAUGUGAACGGCAACACGGGUGUCGCCGUGCGCACGGUAGUGGUUGAUGCGUUGACCCGACCCGAUGAUGAUGAGGAUGCUGUUGUGGAGCUGGUGCUUGCAGGCACGGCGGAGGUCAUCUUUGGUGGCGAUGUGCCGCAGCUAGAGGCCGAUCUAGAGGAAGCAUUGGGAGUGGAGUUUGUGGUCGUGUUUCUCGUUUACGACAGCGCAGAUGGGCGUCCAAGCGACGGCAGCGGCAACAACGACAGUGUCAGCAGUGGUAGCAGUGUGCGCAAGCGAAGGGAGGCGCCAUCCACGCCAGCUGCAGUACCAAUGACAACAGCAACGGAGAUGACUGUGGUCGAGUUUGGGGUGCGGGACCCAGGGACACUGGCGUGGAUGAGCACUACCGAGGUGCUGACGCUCUUGGAUGGAGUCGUUGUGCUGGGGACAAGCGCGGUGCUGAGUGCUUCCGCGUAUGAUCCGGAUUUGGGCACAUCGACCUCGAGCGGCGGUAGCAACGCCAGCGUGUCGCUGACUGUGAUCAUUGCAGCAGCAGCUGGCGGCGUCGUGUUUGUGGCUAUGGUUGUGGUUGUCGUCUCGUUGCUUCGGCGUCGGUCAAAGCGUCAGCAGCUGGCGAAAACAACACUGGAGGCGGCCCAGAACCCUUACCAGUCUGUGCCGCACAACGGGCUGGAGACGAUCAACCCUGCAUUCUGUGGAACCGACGACUUUGACACGGGCAAGAUUGCCGGUGAGUGCGACUGCUGUCACAACAGCCUCGAGUUCUCGUUCAUCUUGUCGUUGUCAUUCACGGUGCCCUGUCACUUGUCUUUUCGAUGCUGUCGCCUCGUGUCAGGAACAUCGGAGCACGGCGCACCCCUCAAAGUGCUGCAAGCGCAACCGGCGCAUACGUGGGACGAGGCCGACUAUGACACGACGUUCACGAGUGGCUAUGUGGACACGGGAAUUUUGAACAUGCAGCCAGAGUACGACGUGGUGACAGAGGGGGGAGUCGUGGAAGACAAUGUUUAUGAAUCCGCCGAGGAUGCCGUGGCUUAG